Messenger RNA from Phasianus colchicus (ring-necked pheasant), 2738 nucleotides. RefSeq names its product kelch domain-containing protein 2-like. The record is from RefSeq and is a predicted model, not a curated record. Gene Ontology annotation, molecular function: protein binding. NCBI's taxonomy places the organism in Eukaryota, Metazoa, Chordata, Aves, Galliformes, Phasianidae.
UAGCCUAGAGGAAGCAUCUUCAGAGAGUGCUUCUUGGUCAAAAUGAGAACUAGGAUGGCUGAAGCUGUGGAUGCUUUCUCAUUCGUUGUUUGAAAACCCAGUAGGGCAGGUGCUGCGGCAGGUGCUGCAUGAGUUCAGUUGUUUCUUGUCUUGUGUUUGCCUGGAGCAUUUCUGCAAAAUAACUGAUGGGCAGCAGUGAUCAUACAGAGUUGAUCAAAGGGAUACAUAACUCUGCCAAGUUAAGGACACUGUCUCUGUUGAGGAGCACGGAAAAGAAACAGCACUUCAGUAUUUGAUUGCCAUUAGCUCACUAUGAAUCUCUGCCGUCUGCCCUGGCUCAGGCGUGUGGCCAAGAGCACAAUUAAACAACUUUUGGGAAGCAGGGAAGCGAUGUGACGUUUCACAACGUAAUUCCAGUCUUUCUGUAACUUUAGUGGUUGAGCUGCAGCACAGGACGGACCCGUUCUUCGGCAGCGGGCUGUGCUGGCCCUGCGCAGGAGGACGCCUUCCAGCCGCACGUAUGGAGCGCGGUUCCCUCGGCCGCCGAAGCGCCGUCACUGGCGUCGGUGCGGCUCGCGGGGUCGCCUCGGACGCUCCCUCCGCGUACGGGCCACGCGAUCCUCUCGGUCCUCGCAGCGAGGAGGUGGUUGGGGGCGGUUGAUGCCCGGCGGCCGCCCACAGCUGCGCCGCCCUCCGGCACCUCUCUAGCGGCCAGCCACGGCCGCUUUUUUUUGACUCUCUCCAGCCAUGCUGCCCGCCUGCCACGGCCCCGCUGCCCGGGGUGAGCUGGGAGCGGGCGGCGCCGCCCGGGACGACGACCUCGCCUUCUACGUGCUAUGGACGCUGCGGGAGCCGCCGCGGCGGCUGAGCAGCCAAUCCAGCAAGAUGGGUUUCCAGGGCUGGCUGCCCCUGCCGCUGCCCAGGCAGCUGGUGGUGUUCAGCCUGGGGGACUGGAGCUGCUACUCCCCAGACACCAGCAUCACAGCGGACGUGUUGGUGGCACCGGGCGUCGGGGUGCAGCGGCUCGGCACGCUGGGGCCUGCCUGCAGGUCUCUGGUGUGGGAAGGAGACUGGAGAACAGAUGUUUUCAUGGCCUCGUUGAAAGAAACGCAUGAAGGCAACCCUGUGAAGCUUGUCCUGACUGUCCAUGGACAGCUGCUCCAUGGAGUCUCCAGCAGUACGCCUGCUCACUCAUUUCUGGUCCCAGAGACCACCCAGUCCCCAGUGCUUCCUGCUGACGAUGGGCCCCUUGAUCAGGACCUGGAGGAUCCUUCUGCUGUUAAGGGUCAGAGUUCUGAGAUGACUGCAAGAGCUUCCUGGCCUGCUAGGAAGGACUUCCACACAUCGCUAAGGAGCCUAGUGGUACCCUGUGCCCCGAAGCUACCACCUCGUGGGAUACAACCCAGGGACGCUUGGAGGGAGAGUCCUGUCUGCCCCAAAAAACCCAGGAAAAUUUUAUUUGAACCCAGAGCGUCUGAGAGAGAGCUCGAUGUAGAAGAUCUGGCAGUGGAGGAGUUGCAAGGCAGCCCCAGCCCACGGUGGUGCCAUGCCAUGUGCCUCAGCGAUCUGAGAACGGCUGUUCUGGUUGGUGGAGAAGGGGCUGAUCAGCAGGUCUGCAAGGAUGCUCUUUGGAAACUGGAAAUUGACAGUGAUUUUUGGUUUCCAGUGAGUCUCCAGCAACAAAAUGCUAUGCCAUCAUGCUUACGUGGUCACACAGCUACCUAUGACCCAGACACCAAGCGUAUCUACAUUUUUGGGGGCAUUAGGAAGGACAAAGACUAUAGUGGCAUCUACAUUCUGGACACAGUCACCUGGAAAUGGCUUCUUGUGGCUGCUAAAGGAAGAAUGCCAUCGCUGACCUACCACAGUGCAACUAUCUAUCGCAAAGAGCUCUUUGUUUUUGGAGGGGCUUUCCCUAAAACAGGAUCGCUGGCAGUUGGACCCUGCAGCAACAUGCUCUAUAUCUUCAAUCCAGAACAUGAAAUUUGGUACCAGCCCAUCUCAGAAGGGGAAAAGCCUCUGCCUAGGCUUGGACAUUCAGCUACUCUACUGAAGAACAAGCUGCUGAUCUUUGGGGGUCAGAGGUCUUGUCUCUACCUCAGUGACAUGCACAUCUUGGAUCUGGGUUUCAUGGAAUAUACACCAGUUGCACUCUGCGCAGGACAGCCUUCUGCACGUUGUUUUCAUGCAGCUCUGGCUGUCUCAGACUGGAAAGUUCUGAUCAGUGGAGGCUGCAAUGCCAAGGGAGCCCUACAGGAUGCCUUUGUUUUUCACCUAGAUACUCUUUCAUGGAGCACAGUGAUCCACCAUGACCUCUGCUCUGUGCCACGAGCUGGCCACGCAUUGCUUGAUCUGACUCUCAUGAUGGAUGUGGACAAGGAGAACAAGAAUAAGCAUAACCUGCACACGGUGCUGGUCUUUGGGGGCUCCAACUGUGCAGGGACCUUUUACAACAGCACAAAGAAGAUCCAGCUGGACCUAGGAUAAUGCAGAAUAACCAGAAUGAGCCUGUCCCCUCUUUGCCAACAUAAAGAGGGGUAAUAAUGAGUCCCAAUAAUAAAUGAGUCCCAGCAAUGCAGCAAGUGAAUGCUACCUUAGCACAAGACAUCACUGAUUUGCAGUGUCUUUCUGUAUGCUGUGGGUAUUGCCCCUUUUAGGGCAGUUGAUACACAGCAUCAGAUUGGUAGAAAUCCCCUAUUGUAUCCCUGGGUUGGGUGCCAGAACUUUCAGUGGGAUCU